UUUCAGGGCAGGUGAAGCUAUACUUGCAAGGCAUACAGAGAAGUGUAUAGAUGAGCGUACCACUAGCAGUGGAAGGUAUGGAUGCCCUGGCACUUGCCCAAGAAGGUGAGCGGUUAUGCCGCGAGAACAGCAUGAAAUCAGGGAUCAAAUACUUGGAAAUGGCGUUAAGGAAGAAAAUUAACCUUGGAGGUCGCAGCUUGGAAGCAUUGUCUGCAAUUUAUUCACAACUAGGAAAUGCUUACUUUGUGUUGCGUAUUUUCGACAAAGCGCUCGAAUAUCAUCGACAUGAUUUGGAAACUGCCAAAUUGCUUAAUGACCGUUCUGGACUUGCAAAAGCUCACGGAAAUAUAGCAAAUACCUAUAAGGCUUUGGGUGAUUUUGAUAGCGCUUACGAACAUGCGGUUGCACAUUUACGAUUAGCACAAGAACUUAAUGAUAAAGAAUGUGAAGCUGGAGCUCUUUAUAAUGUGGCAUCCGUUUACCACUGUCGCGCGAAGACAAUAAUCCAUGCAUCGGAACCUCUUGAUAAGUCUGGGCUCCUUACAGCUAGCGAUAUGACAGCAACCUCGCAACUUCAAGCUGCUAUAAAUUGUUAUUUACAAAAUCUUCACAUUGUCGAGAACAUGAAAGACUUCGUUGCAUGUGGUAGAACGUAUGGCAAUAUUGGUAACAGUUACUAUAUGCUGGGUGAUUAUGCAACUGCAGUUUAUUAUCACAACAAGCGACUGGACAUUGCUCGACAAUAUGGUGAUCGUGCAGCAAUGCGACGCGCCUAUACAAAUCUUGGGAAUGCUCAUAUUUUUCUUUCAGAAACGGCAAAGGCUUUAGAAUAUUACCGUUUGGCGCUGUCAGUUGCAGCGGAAUUGCAUGAUGAAGUGACAGAAGCACAGUGUUGCUUCAAUGUUGGCAAUGGUGCUGCUAUAUGUGGCGAUCAUAUGACAGCAGUAGAAUAUCACACCCGGUAUUUAAAGCUUGCUAGGAAUUUGGGUGAUCGUGCUACAGAAUCACGUGCAUGCGCAGCGUUAGCAACAGAUUUUCGAAAACAGGAAGCGGUGGGGAAAGCUAUUUAUUUCUAUUUACUGCAAGGACAAAUAUCACUUGAGAUGGGUGAUCAAGGAAGUGAAGUUAGUGUGCGUAAUUCGCUGGAAGAUUUGUUGAAAUCAAUAAAGAAAUGGCCUGUAAAGGAAGUUAGCGAUUUAGAUAUGGAUUCAUCCUGUGAUCCUGAACCACGCAAUGCAUCCGACUUGGAUGCAUCUUUUAAAAAACUACUCUGUGAAUCAGAGUUGAGCGCAGACUCUGGCCUUACAUGUGAGCCACCUAAUGUUUCGACGACAACAGUUACAACAGAUAAACAGCCGGUUCGAUUCGCUAACUACAACGAUGAUUUCUUUGAAAUGGUCUCACGGUUACAGUCAAAACGUCUUAAUGAUCAGCGCUGUGAUCCGAUCAUACUGAGCGAUUUAACGAAUCAUUCAAAAAAUGUUACGCGACAAUCGGAUAUAAUCGCUUGCAAUCCAGAAGCCGAGGCACGUUUUGGGCGGCGACAUCGAUUAUCGGCACUUUUUGGACGUGUAGGAAAAGCAGCAAGACGGCAAAGCUUGCUAAUGUCCGCAUCAUUUUUCCCCUCCACAACUUCGACACCUCGAACUGCUGUUUCUUCGAUGAAGCAACAACUACUUGCUGAUAGCAGUGAUCGAUUGCAUAACAAAUCACCUGCAACAUGCGCAACAUCGCGUUUAAAACGCUCUUCUUCGGAGGAUACAAUAGCACGAAAUACCGUGGAUGGGUGUGAUGAUGGAUUUGCGCAGUCCGGUAGGCCGCGGAUCCCCGAAUCGUCGGAAUUCCGCAUUCCAGUUGCACCGCCUCGAAACCGAACUCGUUGUAAUCAAGUCAUCUCAUCGAAUCCCCUCUCUUUGAGACAAAAAAACGGUGCCGAAGGAAUGCUUGAUUUGAUAGCUAGUUUACAAGGUCGCCGAAUGGAAGAGCAACGGGCGCAUCUGAGUGUUCAGUCAGAAGCAAUGUCUUUGUCAGCUAGCGGUGAAGUGAAAGACAGUAAUGACAAUGUGGAGCAGUCAGAAUCAUCACCGCCACACGUGGAACAGUCACGAUCUGAAGAUGCUGGUAGUUUGUACGAGAUGGUGAUUCGGAGUCAAAGAGGUCGGUUGGAUGAACAGCGAAGUGAACUGCCGCGGACCAUGCCAGUGGAAGAUGUCUCGCGGAUCGUUAUGUCAAUGCAGAAGGGACGUAUUGAAACUCAGCGUGCUGUGUUUAGUUCAGCUUCACAAAACUGAUCAGCUUUAAAGUUGCAUAUUUCUUAGGAUUUAUUAUUUGCUUUCAUCAUUUGCUUGUAAUUUCUCGACAAAAAAAUGGAUCCAAUUUUCCCUCAGGUUCCUUACAGGAAUCUUGAAGAGAUAAGUAAUUUUUUUAUGGUCUUCGGUCCUUUUUGUUAAAUGUUCUACAUUUGUUUUUCCUUCUGCUUUUCAGUUUUGGCUUCUUUCUUGUUUUCGUAAGUUGAAUAUUCAAGAUAGAAAUUGGCGAAAAGACGAGAAUCGUUAACAUUUACUAACUGUGUGUUGUUCAUAGUAUUUUCAUUGCGACUUA
This is a messenger RNA of Loa loa (African eye worm), 2601 nucleotides long. RefSeq names its product G-protein signaling modulator. NCBI's taxonomy places the organism in Eukaryota, Metazoa, Nematoda, Chromadorea, Rhabditida, Onchocercidae. The transcript has 13 exons. Bases 51 to 2291 code for a protein of 746 amino acids. The record is from RefSeq and is a predicted model, not a curated record. Gene Ontology annotation, molecular function: GTPase regulator activity; protein binding.